AUGGCGGCUCCCCUGAUCAAAUCGAUCCAGUGCUUUGGUCGCAAGAAGACGGCGGUGGCCGUCACCUACUGCAAGGAAGGCCGCGGCUUAAUCAAGAUCAACGGCUGCCCAAUCAAGCUCAUGGAGCCAGAGAUCCUCCGCUUCAAGGCCUACGAGCCCAUCCUUCUGCUCGGACGACACCGUUUCGCCGGCGUCGACAUGAGGAUCUGCGUCAAGGGAGGAGGUCACACUUCUCAGAUCUAUGCCAUCCGUCAGAGCAUCGCCAAGGCCUUGGUCGCUUAUUACCAGAAGUUCGUGGAUGAGCAGAGCAAGAAGGAAAUCAAGGACAUUCUCGUUAUGUAUGAUCGUACUCUCCUCGUCGCUGAUCCAAGGCGCUGCGAGCCAGAGCUAGGUUUCGAGUGGCUGGUGUUGUCGGUUUUGAAUCGCGCCUUUCGGAGACAGACCGAUUCGGACCAGAUUUGUAUGAGGCGGUGGAGGGUGCGGUUGGGCACGAAGUCCCCAGAUGAGGCAGUGGAGGGUGCGAUGAAUGAUAAGGAACAUAAUGAUGGUGAUGGGCAUAGGGAUUGUGGUGGUGAUCAGUGA
Messenger RNA from Rosa rugosa (rugosa rose), 582 nucleotides. Its product is annotated as small ribosomal subunit protein uS9-like. NCBI's taxonomy places the organism in Eukaryota, Viridiplantae, Streptophyta, Magnoliopsida, Rosales, Rosaceae. Bases 1 to 582 code for a protein of 193 amino acids. The transcript has a single exon. Gene Ontology annotation, biological process: maturation of SSU-rRNA from tricistronic rRNA transcript (SSU-rRNA, 5.8S rRNA, LSU-rRNA); translation. Gene Ontology annotation, molecular function: RNA binding; structural constituent of ribosome. Gene Ontology annotation, cellular component: ribosome; cytosolic small ribosomal subunit. The record is from RefSeq and is a predicted model, not a curated record.